Messenger RNA from Cheilinus undulatus (humphead wrasse), 2711 nucleotides. RefSeq names its product ST6 beta-galactosamide alpha-2,6-sialyltranferase 1 (gene st6gal1). Lineage: Eukaryota; Metazoa; Chordata; Actinopteri; Labriformes; Labridae. Gene Ontology annotation, molecular function: sialyltransferase activity. The record is from RefSeq and is a predicted model, not a curated record. The transcript is spliced from 9 exons. Bases 254 to 1753 code for a protein of 499 amino acids.
UCCAAAUGCCACCGGACACCGACAGCGGCCUCGGAGCGGACGGACGGACAGCGGUGGGACUGAUGGGGAACAUGGCGGCGGGAACAACAACCUGCUCGGUACCGUAGCGACGACAAAUCUCAGGAACGACACGGCUCAGUGGCUAGUAACGGUGGAGCAUCACUUAACACAGAGGCGAUGAGGGGAACCUGAAGGCUGCAGCCUGUUUCUAAGCAACAACAACAGCAACACUGCGAGCGCUAGCACACUCACCAUGGCUUACAAGAUCCCCGGAGCGGCGAUGGACAGAGUCAGCCUGUUGUGGCGUCUAAGGCGUCGGGCUCGCCGUGGAGCUAUCUGCAUGGCCUUCUUCUGCGUCUCCAUGGCUCUGCUCUACGCCAUCUGUGCUGAAAACAGCGUGCCCGUCACUGACGCCAUCUUCGGGGUUCGGGCGAGAACCCGAGCCCAGCCUCGAACACACUCUGUCAUCAAGGUGCUGCGAGGCGGUGCCAAGCCCAUGUACAUUGACCCCCAGAAGCUCCCAGGUGUCGUCCCAGGUGACCCUCACCGCCCAAUCCCAGUCCUCUCCUCUCCUAACAGAACCCAGGAAGCGUUGGAGGCGACGCCCAAGAGAAAGACCAGAGAUAGAGAGCCGUCUGGGUUUUUCACCCGGAUGCUUCCGCGCCCCUUCACUCGUGCACUGGAGACCCUGUUUGGAGGCAGACGGAAGGGCGAGCUGAGCGGCAGAAACGGGGACGCAGAGUUCUUCGGGCCUAACGGGCUCCUGGGGGAGGUGUGGGAUGACGAGAUGUCCAGUAGCAUGCUGGGAAACAGACUCAGGAAGGUGGUUCAGAAUUACCAGGCAAUGAAUAAAUACGGCGUCCAGGUCUCCGGUCCUGGGGGUGUGUCCAGCAGACCCAAGCUGAGUGGCCCAGAGCUCCUUUGCCAGCUGAAGGAAAAGGUUGAGGUCCUAACUUUGACCCCUGACCUCCAUCCGUUCUCGUUGCUGCCGUGGGCUGCCCAGCUGCCGCUGCAGCAGCUGACCUCAGACCUGGGACCGUACAAGAGCUGCGCCGUGGUGUCGUCUGCGGGGUCGCUCCGAAACUCUGGGCUUGGCAAAGAGAUUGAUUCUCAUGAGGCUGUGCUGCGCUUCAACGCCGCCCCAACUGUAGGCUAUGAGAAGGACGUGGGCUCUAAGACCACGAUACGCCUCAUCAACUCACAGGUGAUGGCCUCUGAUGACCAUCGUUUCCUGUCCAGCUCUCUGUACAGCUCUGGUGCUCUGGUGGCCUGGGACCCUGCCCCCUUCUCUGCUGACCUCACUCAGUGGUUCAACCGGACAGACUACCCAAUCUUCACCCAGUACCAGAGGUACAGGAGGGUCCAUCCCAUGCAGCCAUUCUACAUCCUCCAUCCCCGCUUUGAGUGGCAGGUUUGGCAGCGAGUACAGGACAACAUGGCCGAGCCCAUCCAGAAGAACCCGCCUUCCUCAGGCCUGCUUGGCACCGUCCUGAUGAUGUCGCUGUGCGAGGUGGUGCACGUUUAUGAGUUCCUGCCGUCCCGCAGGAAGACGGAGCUCUGCCAUUACUACCAGCGCUUCUAUGACGCCGCCUGCACACUCGGCGCCUACCACCCGCUGCUGUACGAGAAGAACCUGGUGAAACGGAUGAACCAGGGCUCAGACCGCGACAUCUUUACCCACGGACGGGUCGCGCUGCCUGGCUUCAGCAAACUGAACUGCACCCAGGCUGCAGGAGGAGCGCCCGAACACUGAGCGGAGAGGGACACUCACACAUGAAAGCGAGAUGUGAAGCUGCAUGAAGACACGUCUGGAUGAGUGGAAACGCAUGAACACCUCACACCCACUGCCGACCUGAAAGAGCGCUGUGCCACUCGCUAUAAACACGCCGAGACAUCAUCAUAGGAAGUCAACACCAACACAGUCAGCCAAUGGAUGUGCCUGCUCUUCUCAUGAACAUUUCUUUACAUCCAACCUGAUAAUAGUCACCCCUUAACCUCCAUACUAACUCCUAAAGGACCAUACCGCUGUUGUUUCACAGUUUUAGAAGACAACCAAAAAUAAAUAUAAACUAAGCAAGAUUUCAACGAGCUUCCUAAAGUAGAAGAGCAAGUUUAACCGGAUUUCUUGACUUCUAGAUGCAAACUGUUGACUCUAUAGGUCAGUCAUUAGACAGCCUGGUCUGGUGUUUUAUUCAACAAAUAACAAGGAGUACAUUUGAUUUAAAUCAUCAGAAAGAAGUUUGACUAAAAAGGAAAUUAUUUUAAGGAAGUAUAGCUUUUAAAAGUUGUUUAAUUCUACACAUGGAUGCAUGACAGCAAACCAGGUAUGAAAAAAGCAGGAAUUAGCCGCAGCCAUGGAGGAAUACUGACAACCAUAACGUUCAAAUAUUGCAAAUUAGAGCCAGAUCAUUAGACAAUGAUACAGAAGUGUUGAAAUAUAAGCUCAGAAAUGUCUUACUUUGAUUGGUGAGAUAUUUAAGAAAGCAUUUUGACUGAGAUGGGAAAGCAUCCUUUAUUCUGUCUGUCUAAUGCUGAUAAUAACAUAAACAUUUUAGCCCAUACUGAUGUUGGUCCUGCAAAAAACUCACAAACUCACUCAUACAUACAACUGUUAUUUAAAGCUCAUAUAUGCCAAUAUUUACAGCCAAUAAAGGCUGAUAUUUACAGCUGAUAUAGACUGAUAUUUACAGCUGAUAUAGACUUAUAUUAAC